Messenger RNA from Cladophialophora bantiana CBS 173.52, 1482 nucleotides. RefSeq lists its product as uncharacterized. The transcript has 4 exons. The record is from RefSeq and is a predicted model, not a curated record. Gene Ontology annotation, molecular function: chromate transmembrane transporter activity. Bases 1 to 1482 code for a protein of 493 amino acids. Gene Ontology annotation, biological process: chromate transport. Lineage: Eukaryota; Fungi; Ascomycota; Eurotiomycetes; Chaetothyriales; Herpotrichiellaceae.
AUGGCUCCUCUAUCAGAAAAAGAAUUGUCGGUCCCUCCCCCCACCGAACAGGGCAUCCACGACAGAGGGCCCGUACCUCCCAUAUUAACAGAGAUUAUUGAAGAAGAAUCCCAGAGUCCGAGAGUCGAUCGACAGCCCCUAAAUUCUACGUUUCCGGAUCAAGAUGAGCACGGUUACAAUGAUAAUAGCAACGUCCCCAAAUUAUCCUAUCCGAAAGUUUUCUGGUUCUUCUUCUACAACUUCGGUCUUUUCGCAUGGGGUGGCCCUGUGGCACAAAUCGCUCUCAUUAAGGAGAGGCUUGUGGUGCAGGAGAAAUGGAUCACCCUACCACGCUUUCAGCGGGUCUUCUCCGUCUACCAGAUAUUACCAGGGCCAGAAGCAGCAGAACUUUGCAUGUUUUUUGGCUGUUUGUCGGCAGGAAGGGUUGGCGGUUUUUUGGCUGGCCUCGCCUUUAUACUUCCAGGAUUCAUCCUGAUGCUUUUGGCCAGCUAUUUAUAUACGCUUGCAGGGUUUGAGAAUGUCUACUUCAACGCCUCAUUCAAGGCUUUACAGCCCAUUGUGGCUGCAAUGAUUCUACGUGCGACUCAUAAAAUUGCCCAGCACUCGGUGAUUAAGCACUCAACCAAGAAAGUCGACCCAUUUCUCGUCCUUGCAGCGAUCCUUACAUUUUUAAAUUGUGCACUUCGAAUUAAUAUAUUUAUCUCUUUGGGUCUGUAUGGGGUUCUAUACAUGUUGCUUACCUGGCGACUCUGGAUUCUCAGUGGACUGGUCUUUGUGCUUCAAUAUGUCGGCUAUGCUCUCUACGUUGUUUUCCGAGGCGUCCCAUCCCCGACGUCGCUGGCACUCGGAGUUUCUCCCUCUCCAUCACUCAUUAACCUAUUUCUUCUGGGUUUGGUUGCAGGGAGCCUAUCCUUUGGAGGGGCGUACACAGCCAUUCCGUUUAUUCAAGUGGAGGCCGUUCUAAAAGGCGGUUGGCUUGCCCAGAAUGUCUUCUUAGAUUGCAUUGCUAUCGGAAACGUCCUCCCGGCGCCGUUAGUCAUCUUUGCCACUUUUGUUGGGUUUCAGGGCGGGCUUACUGACGGUUCAGUCGGUAAUGCGUUCGCGGGCGCCGUCAUCAUUACGCUUGGAAUGUUCUUCCCUUGUUUCGUCUUCACCAUUGCAGGGCACGAACUUCUCGAGAAGUUGGUGAGGAAUAAGCUACUCUCCUCAUUCUUCGACGGACUUUGCGGUGCUGUCAUUGGCGUCAUCGGUGUCAUCGCAGCACAAAUCCUCAAAUCAAGCAUUGGGGGAAAUGUACGACCUGAUGAUCAUAACAACACGGCCAAACUACUUCAGCAGGCACUCCAAAGCGGACCUGCGGCUGCCAUUUGCCUCCUUGCACUCGCAGCGAUCUACAAGUUCACUCACAAAUAUACGCCUCUUGUUCUGGUCGUUGUUGGCGCUAUUGCAGGGCAAUUCAUCUUCACAGAUGUCGUGUUCUAA